AUGAUGAGAGCUUCAUUGGUGAUAAUCAUAGAUGAUGUUCCAAGAGAUGGGUUUAGCACAAAUGCCCGUCUAGCUCAGUUGGUAGAGCGCAAGGCUCUUAACCUUGUGGUCGUGGUUCGAGCCCCACGGUGGGCGGUGUUUUUUAUAGUUUUGCCCCUCAGACACGUGUUAGUUAUUGUAAUCACACAUUCACCCCAUUAUCCUUGGCUUAUGUCCUGUGUUACUUUUUUACGUCCUAGUUCCCAAGCAUCGUCCAUGGCCUCUUUUCGAGUAGCAACACCGUCCCUUCUAUUUUGCCUGUUCUUCUUCUCCCCUCCUUCUUUUUUGGCUACCAGACCGUUCGGCUCAGAUUCCAGUAAGGUCUCACUUGUUCUCUACUACGAGUCCCUGUGCCCGUAUAGUGCCAAUUUCAUAGUCAAUUACCUGGUGAAGCUCUUCGAAGACGAUCUCAUCUCCAUCGUGGAUCUGAAGCUCGUCCCUUGGGGCAAUGCCAAAAUCCUAGGCAACGAUACCUUCAAAUGCCAGCACGGUCCAUAUGAGUGCUUGCUGAACACUGUUGAAGCCUGUGCAAUUCAUGUCUUGCCUAAGGUGGAUGAGCACUUUCCUUUCAUCUACUGUGUUGAGAGUUUGGUCUACCAGCACAAAUACGCUCAAUGGGAAUCUUGUUUUGAGAAAUUGGGAUUGGAUUCAAAACCCAUUUCUGAUUGCUAUAGCAGUGGUUUUGGUAAAGAGCUUGAACUACAAUAUGCUGCUGAAACAAAUGACCUUCAGCCUCCUCAUGAAUACGUGCCUUGGGUAGUUGUGGAUGGACAACCACUUUAUGAGGAGUACCAAGACUUCAUAAGCUACAUCUGCAAGGCUUAUAAAGGCACUAAAGUACUCAAGGCUUGCAGUGAACUUUUCCUUGAUGCCAUGCAAAAGGGGGGAGGAAAUAAGCAUUUUUACCCAGUGAGUUACAAAGAAGAGGAUGUGAUUUUAUCAUUAUCAGCCCAGAUGCAACAGAUGAAGAUGGCAGCAUCAAUGUAGGGAGCUUGAGAUUACAUAUACUGUUUGACUUUGUUUAUCCCUGCUUUGGCAUGGCUUUUGGUUUGUUUAUAAUGACUGAAUCUCAAGUUGUUAGUAGGCAAUAUUCGAAGUAUGUAAAUGUUUCAGUGUAAUUAUUGAAUAUGUUAAAAGAGUAAUAAUAGGAGGUGACUAUAAAAUGAGAUUCAUUUUC
Messenger RNA from Tripterygium wilfordii, 1216 nucleotides. Its product is annotated as gamma-interferon-responsive lysosomal thiol protein-like. The record is from RefSeq and is a predicted model, not a curated record. The transcript is spliced from 6 exons. The coding region runs from base 1 to 1026 and encodes 341 amino acids. Gene Ontology annotation, molecular function: oxidoreductase activity, acting on a sulfur group of donors, disulfide as acceptor. Lineage: Eukaryota; Viridiplantae; Streptophyta; Magnoliopsida; Celastrales; Celastraceae.